Molecule: messenger RNA, 2160 nt
Organism: Trichosurus vulpecula (common brushtail)
Lineage: Eukaryota; Metazoa; Chordata; Mammalia; Diprotodontia; Phalangeridae
Product: MAGUK p55 subfamily member 6-like
Exons: 3
Coding region: 1-2160 (719 amino acids)
Cellular component (GO): plasma membrane; cell-cell junction
Molecular function (GO): protein binding
Source: RefSeq, a predicted model, not a curated record
AUGCGUCUGGCCAACAGGCUGGCGUCUCCUGCGGGACUAAACUGCGCUUGCGCCUGCUCGCCCAAUCACCAGCUGCCAAGUGACCGCUUCCAGCCAAUCAGGCUUCAAGCGCUCUGGCGCGCGACCUCGACCCGCCCCGCCCCGCGAGGGCAGCGGAGGGACACACGAGGAAAACACCACACCACCGUCAUCAGUGCCUAUGCUCCCACCAAGACAAGCCCUGAUGAAGUCAAAGAGAAAUUUUAUGAAGACCUGGAGACCCUUAUCAUCAAUGUGUCAAAAGAGGACGAGCUUAUAAUUCUGGGGGCGGGAGCGGACACUCGAGCAAAGCCAAGCCGAGGGGAGCGCAGCCGCGGCCCCUCUCCCCGCCUCCAGUCGGGCUCGGGACUUGGUCCGGGGGACAUCUGCGGCGCCCGCAGCGGCUGGGGGCGCGGGGGCUGGACCUGGGGUGCGAGCUGCCGCCAGCCUAAUUUAGGUCCUCGCCACACAUUGCCUUGGUCUCCCUUUCUCAAUAUUCCUCACUCCAGUGCAUCCCGCAUAAAGCUGCUGCCGGUGUUAGACAACCUCACCGAGCUGCUCUCUGCAGGGGCAGAAGUACGCCUCAUCUUCCUCAAGGGCAUCAUGGAGAACCUGAUUGUGAAAUCCCUCGCGAAGGCUCGUGAGAGACUCGAAGAUCUGAAACUUGAAGCUGUCAGUGAUAAUAACCUGAAACUAGUGAAUGAAAUUCUGGAAGACAUCAGUCCUUUAAUAAGUGUAGAUGAAAACGUUGCGGAGCUCGUCAGUAUUCUCAAGGAGUCUCACUUUCAGUCAUUUAUAGAGGUCUAUGAUGUCGUGGCAUCCAAGUAUCAUGGCUCAACUUCAUCUAGCCCAGAAAUUAAUCAUUCCCCUGGGAACCACCAGCUGCGGCCAGGAGAUGUCGUUCCUAUAUUUACUAUCCAUAAGAGAGCAGGAGAGCCCUUAGGUGUGACUUUGAAGGCUGACAAUAACCGCUUGGUAAUUGCCCGAAUCCUUCAAGGAGGAAUGAUAGAUCAGCAGGGGCUUCUUCAUGAGGGGGACGUCAUUAAAGAAGUCAAUGGCCAUGAAAUUGGGAACAACCCCAAGGAGUUACAAGAGCUCCUGAAGACCCUCAGUGGCAGCGUCACAUUGAAAGUCCUGCCCAGCUACAGGGACUCUGUCACCCCUCCACAGAUGUUUCUAAAGUGCCAUUUUGAUUAUGAUCCCUACAAUGACAACCUGAUUCCCUGCAAAGAGGCAGGACUGAAGUUUUCAAAAGGAGAAAUUAUUCAGAUCGUCAACCUCCAAGAUCCAAACUGGUGGCAGGCUAAGCAUGUCAAAGAGGGAGAAAGUGUCGGCCUUAUCCCCAGCCAGUCUCUGGAAGAGAAAAGGAAGGCUUUUGUUAGAAGAGACAGGGAAAACCCAGGGCCUUUUUGUGGAACUAUGAGAAGCAAAAAAACGAAAAAGAUAAUGUAUCUGUCAGCCCAAAAUGCAGAAUUUGACCGACAUGAAAUCCAGAUAUAUGAAGAAGUAGCAAAAAUACCUCCCUUUCAGAGAAAGACAUUAGUAUUGAUAGGGGCCCAGGGUGUUGGCCGAAGAAGCUUGAAGAACAGAUUUAUAGAAUUAAAUCCUACUAGGUUUUGGACCACAAUACCAUUUACCUCACGAGAACCAAGGGAAGAUGAAGAAGAAGGCCAGGAAUAUACAUUUGUGUCACGAGCUGAGAUGGAGGCAGAUAUCAAAGCAGGAAGAUACUUAGAGCAUGGUGAAUACCAAGGAAAUCUCUAUGGUACCAGGAUAGACUCCAUCUUGGAGGUAACCCAGACGGGGAGGACUUGCAUCCUGGACGUGAACCCACAGGCUCUGAAAGUAUUAAGGACAUCUGAAUUUAUGCCCUAUGUCAUGUUUAUUGCUGCUCCUGAAUUAGAGACACUGCGUGCUAUGCACAAGGCUAUGGUGGAUGCUGGCAUCACCACCAAGCUCCCAACAGACACCAAUCUGAAAAAAACAGUCAUUGAAAGUGCCCGCAUCCAGAGAGCCUACAACCACUAUUUUGACUUGAUAAUUGUCAAUGACAACCUGGACAAAGCCUUUGAGAAACUCCAGUUUGCCAUCAAGAGACUGAUAGCAGAGCCACAGUGGAUCCCCAUCAGCUGGCUGUACUAA